This is a messenger RNA of Botrytis fragariae, 936 nucleotides long. Its product is annotated as putative aldolase citrate lyase family protein. Bases 1 to 936 code for a protein of 311 amino acids. Gene Ontology annotation, cellular component: cytoplasm. NCBI's taxonomy places the organism in Eukaryota, Fungi, Ascomycota, Leotiomycetes, Helotiales, Sclerotiniaceae. The record is from RefSeq and is a predicted model, not a curated record. Gene Ontology annotation, molecular function: aldehyde-lyase activity. The transcript is spliced from 2 exons.
AUGAACGCUCUUAUUGACUCGUUAACAAACGGUAAUGACUCCGGUUCUCAUCAAGGAGUCUUAGCCUACAGAGCUCCCUCCCUUCUCCAACCUCACAGAGCCCGUGAUGCUAUCCGCGAUGCUCACGAUGGGAAGAUCGCACCACUAGUUGGGUUUUUCGUCGGUUUACCUUCUCCACCUAUCGCAAAAGUAGCAGCUCAAUUGGGCUAUGAUUGUGUCUGGAUUGAUUGGGAACAUACUUCCAUGAGUGUGGAAACUAUGACACAAAUGGUUCACGAUGUUCAAUUUAUGAGUGAGGGAAAGAGUUUUGCAAUCGUUCGUGUGUCAGGCCAUGAUCACGCAUCAAUAGGCUAUGCCCUAGAUGCUGGUGCCUCCAUCCUCGUCCCCCAAGUCGAUACAGUAGAGCAAGCCAAACAUAUCAUCUCAUCUGCCAAAUUUGGCGCCGUUCGAAACGGUACUCGCUCAGCACCUCCAGCUCGAUAUCUAAUGGGUAUCUCAGACACCACUAUCGAUUCCUCCAAAUCCAUUUGGGAAAACGUAAAUAACCAAGCCGCCAUAAUAAUCCAAAUCGAAACUCUCCAAGCAAUUCACAAUCUCGAUGCUAUUCUUACCGAAUGCGGCGAGAAUAUUGACUCUGUCUGGCUAGGCUCAUUGGAUGCGAGAAUUAGUAUGGGACUGCCUGGUAUGUGGGGUGCUGAGAAGGAAUGGACUGAUGCAGUUGCAAUUUAUGAAAGUACAUUGGCAAAGCAUGAUAAACCUUCCAGUGGCAUGGCUAUGGGCUUUAGUAUGGAUGAUAAGAUAGCGAUGGCAAGAGGGAAAAGCUUGGUGGUUAGUGGGAGUGAUGUCUUUCCAUUGAUGAUGCAGGCAGCUGAGGCGAAACAAAUGCAUGCAAAUUUGAAGGCUCACGAUCAUAAGGGAAUUUACAAGAUAUUGUAA